GAAAGACCAACACUACCUUAAAACUCCUCCAAAAGUCCAAUCCACUUACAACUAUAUCAACCGGCGAUGUCUAGCUUCAACGGAAUUGUUGAAACUCUCAUCACAAUCCCCAAGAUAUUCACAGCUGAAAGGAUCAGAAACAGGAAAUCAAGAAUAGUGGUGUUUAACGAAAACAGGGGAGCGAAUUAUGAAGAAUGUCACGACACUAAAUCUUUACAGGCAUCUAGGAGAAUGGCAUUAACCCUUGCCGUGGCAGUCACUCUUUCCGGCGGUGUCGGCACCACAGGAAUCUCUCUUGCAAAAGACAAUGGGUUCUGGAUCGACGGUCCCAUUCCCAUCCCCCAAAUCUAUAAUAAGGAGAUAGCAAAUGAGGCGACAGGGACUAGAUCGUUCCUGAAGAGAGGAAUUUACAUGGCGAAUAUUGGAGUGAAAGGAAGUGCACACAGAAUCAAGAAAUAUGCAUUCGAUCUUUUAGCUUUGGAGGAUUUACUAGGACAGAAUGCUUGGAACUACGUCAUCAAAUACCUGCGAUUGAAGUCCACAUUCUUGUACUAUGAUUUCGAUAAGAUCAUCUCCGCUGCCUCACCUUCCGACAAACAGCCCCUCAUUGAUCUCGCCAAUAAGUUGUUUAACAGCGUAGAAAAGCUUGAGGACGCAGCGAAGGAGAAGAACGUUCCACAGACAGAGUCGCGUUAUAAGGAUACAGCAGUUAUUCUACAAGAAGUCAUGGAUAGAAUGGACCAAUCUUCAUGAAUCCAUCCAUCCUUCUUCAAAUGUAAUUUAUGGGUUUGCAGCGAACAGAAGAAUCUCAUUUUACUUUCCUAUUCUGUAUUAUAAUACAAUCCCAUUCUCCACUGAGAAUAUAGAAAUCUGAGAAAUGUUAAAGAUUUAACUAGAAGAAGAAUAAGAUAAAUCCUUCAAUAGUCU
Messenger RNA from Impatiens glandulifera, 927 nucleotides. Its product is annotated as photosynthetic NDH subunit of lumenal location 3, chloroplastic. NCBI's taxonomy places the organism in Eukaryota, Viridiplantae, Streptophyta, Magnoliopsida, Ericales, Balsaminaceae. The coding region runs from base 67 to 753 and encodes 228 amino acids. Gene Ontology annotation, biological process: photosynthesis; photosynthetic electron transport chain. Gene Ontology annotation, molecular function: calcium ion binding. The transcript has 3 exons. Gene Ontology annotation, cellular component: photosystem II oxygen evolving complex; extrinsic component of membrane; chloroplast. The record is from RefSeq and is a predicted model, not a curated record.